CGCGGGGCUGAUCGGAGAGGAGGCCACCGGCUUCCGUGAGAUGACCAUGGCAGCCCGGGCCGGUCCUCGGGCCUUGACCACCGUAGUCUCGGGAUGCCGUCCGAAGUCGGUGACGGCGCCUGGCGCUUUGACUCCGGCUCAGGGACCUGCGCGGAACGUCAGACACCUGGCUUCCUGUGGUAUACUGAUGAGCAGAUCUCUUGCAUCGCGUACCUCCAGGCUGCCUAAGGAGAUACAUGCAAGAACUUUCUUCAAAAUUACUGCACCAUUAAUAAACAAAAGGAAAGAAUACUCAGAGCGAAGGAUUAUAGGUUAUUCAAUGCAGGAAAUGUAUGAUGUGGUAUCAGGAAUGGAAGAUUACAAACAUUUUGUUCCUUGGUGCAAAAAGUCGGAUGUAAUAUCAAGGAGAUCUGGAUAUUGUAAAACACGAUUAGAAAUCGGAUUUCCACCUGUGCUGGAACGUUAUACAUCAGUUGUGACCUUGGUGAAACCACAUUUGGUGAAGGCAUCUUGUACUGAUGGGAGACUUUUUAAUCAUUUGGAGACUAGUUGGCGUUUCAGCCCAGGUCUUCCUGGGUAUCCAAGAACUUGUACCUUGGACUUUUCAAUCUCUUUUGAAUUUCGCUCACUCCUACACUCUCAACUUGCCACGUUGUUUUUUGAUGAAGUUGUAAAGCAGAUGGUUGCUGCCUUUGAAAGAAGAGCAUGUAAGCUUUAUGGUCCAGAAACGAACAUACCUCGGGAACUAAUGUUUCAUGAAGUUCAUCACACAUGAAGGAGAGCUGGUGUCACGUGCUUGGAUCUUUAACCUGGGGAGACGCCUUUGUGAUUGGUUUCCAGACGUCAGAAAGCAUUUAGUACACCUAACUUUGAUUGUAACUUGCACGUAGAAUAUGACCCUACUUGUAUAUGGAAUUAUUUCUUCAAUCAUUAUAUAAUUCAGAGUACUAAGUACAUCAGCAUAUUCCACAUUUAACUAUGUUACUAUUGCUAGAAUGAUGUAUCUCUUCUAAGCAGAAACUGAAUAUGUAAAUUUAAUGAGUGAGUUGAUAUACUCAGUCAUUAUGUAUAUAUUAACCAUAUCAUGUUUAAGUUAUUAAAUUCAGAUUAUUUAUAACUUAUUAUAUGGAGCCUACCAUAUAGCUUAGGGGUUAUCACCAAGAAAGUCAAAACUUGAUUUUAUAGGUACUGCUAAUGGAUUCUCCCUGGCACCUUUGGUAUUUUUAAAUUAUUAUUAUGGAUAUAGAAUAUCAUUUGGUGCUAUAAGGAGGUUGGCUCCAAAUAUAACAGUGAAAAAAAUUUGGAGGGGUUAGUGGCCCAGAGCUUUCAGCUGUUUUUCCAGUAGUCUGCAACCUUCUUCUGGGUACGUUGGUUGCUCUUUAGCUAAUGCUAAUGUAGAACAGUAAGCAACAGAUGAAGAAAAGUUGGUUGAUAUUUUGCUGGCACUAUGCAUCCCUAUUUUCUAUUUAUUGUAUGUAUUCACUUCCAAUAAUAUAUUUUCAAACUGGUAUUUUUUAAAACAAAUCAAUGUAAGGACUGAAGUGUUCACCUAAUAAAGUUAAUUU
Molecule: messenger RNA, 1565 nt
Organism: Ochotona curzoniae (black-lipped pika)
Lineage: Eukaryota; Metazoa; Chordata; Mammalia; Lagomorpha; Ochotonidae
Gene: COQ10B
Product: coenzyme Q10B
Exons: 5
Coding region: 41-775 (244 amino acids)
Biological process (GO): ubiquinone biosynthetic process; cellular respiration
Cellular component (GO): mitochondrion
Molecular function (GO): ubiquinone binding
Source: RefSeq, a predicted model, not a curated record